AUGGCGGGCAUGGGGGAUGGAUACGUGGGGACUGCCCAGGACGCCGUGAGGAUACGGCGGCUGGAGAAACAGAGGGAGGUGGAGCGCAGGAAGAUACAGGAGCUGAAGAACAAGACGGCCUCCGUAGGAGGCCAGACUGGGCUCCUACAGUUUGGCUCUGGCACUUCCGAGGUUAUUAUACGUAGCCUUUCUUAGUCUGAAUUUCUCGCUUUCCUAUCAGCCCUUUUUAGGGUAUCGCGUGAUUAUACAGCUCUCGUCUUGCUCGAUCCCUCUCACAACAACUUGUUUUCGCUUUCAUUUCUGAAUGGGACUGUGGCAUUGUCGCGGUACAGAUCGGUUAUUGAGCUCGUUAUUGUUUUACACGAUGUGUGAAUGGGAAUUUUGUGUUUAUUACCAUUGCUUUCAGGUUUUAGAGACCGCUUUCAAGAAGGAAACUGUGGGACUCGUUACUCGGGAGGAGUACGUGGAGAAGGUAGGCGGGAUUCACUUGAAUCUUCUCAUUUUACGUCUGUCUGCUGUCUUUUCUCACGUCUAUCUUUACCUGUUUGCAUGGUAGAGGGUCAACAUAAGAAACAAGAUUGAAGAGGAGGAGAAGGAGAAGCUUCAGAAACUGCAGCAAGAGUGGGAGAAAUAUAUAUAUAUAUAUAGCACUUUGCUUUCUCGUUCACUUGUUUUCCAAAGAGAUUUUCUGUUGCACAAGACGUGACAUGGUGAUGCCAAUGCAGAGAGGAGGAGCUUCAUUUGCAGAAGAGGAAAAAACGGAGGGUGAAGGGGACCUCACGUUUGUCCUUUGCUGAUGAGGUUGACGAUGGAAGUGACGAGGAGGUUGCAGUAAAUAGUAAGGAUAUUACAUCGUCAUAUGCUCCAUGGAUUCGCACUAAGAUUAAUGAACAUAUCUUCAUAUGCAUCGUGGAUUCCUCACAUGACUCAUGUAAUUUGCUUGGGGGAUUUCUCUUAAGUACUAUGCCUUACUUCUUUGCUAUGCAUAUUUAUUAAUGACCAACGAAUUCCUUGCCAUCAUCUCAAGCAUCCAAUAUGCAUGUCUCAGUUUUGGAUUCUAGGUUCUUAUGAAUGGCCCAUUUUCUAUUCCUUAGAUGCCUUAAUAUUCUAAGUGAUAUCUCCGCUGAGAUUCCUAGUUUUGAACUCGUAUUAGGGUAAUAUUCCCACUUUUCCGCCUUACGUCCUUACACAUUGCCCAUUUUACUUAACUUGGUUGGCUAUCAUUUUAUGAGAUGAUAUUCAAAGUGAUUGUACCAGUGAGGUGCUCCUCUUCUUGCUCUAGCCCUCUCCAAUGAAUGAUUUUCGUAAUUUAAUAGGUGUUUUUCUUUGGAACGUGAUCUGUUAAUGCAGUCAUCAGAUAAACAGUGGCUGGUGGUAGAAUCAAAAUAUUGUAAGCCUCUCAUAGGUGGACAGGAUUGUAGUUGUGAAUGGAGUGGAUCUCAGUAUUACCAUUAUUGCUAAAUGAUAUCAAGCUACCAAUGGGAGUACGUGACUAUCCAAUCAGAACCUCCCUUUCCAUAGCAUAUUGUCCUUUUCCUCCUUUUCUAUAACAUAUACUUUUGAUAAUUUAAACUUGGUAAAGGGAAAUUUGUAUACUAGAGGUUUGUCUCUAAAUAUCAAGAAUCCUAGGGAUCUCAAGCGGAAUCUCCAAAGAAAAUAAAUGAGAACUGGGGGUAUGGUAGUUUGUAAAAUACUGAAAUUUUUUAAGGGUGAUGCCUAGACUUUGACGGGCUAAAAAGAACCUAUAUGUCUACCCUUUCCUUGCAAACAUUAUAACCAGAACAUGGCAUGCAUGCAACCUAUGUGUAUGGUCAAGAAUUUGUUGAUCCUGUCCAGAUAUUUUUGCUUGAGUUAAUGGGUUUAUUAGUCAUUCCGUCUCAUUUUAUUACUUGUUUAACGAUGUAGGUGAUCAAGGCGAAGAUAAGAUUAGGCAUGGGAAGUUUGGCAAGGACCCAACAGUUGAGACAAGCUUUUUACCUGACAGGUAUGGCAUCUGUAUGUAAUAAUAAUGUUUUCCAAACUAAAAUCAUUAAUGAAGCAAAUAAUAAUAAUGAUAUCAGUGUGCUAAUGUAUGUGCCUGGUGGUGCCAUGUAUGAUCCUUCAGUGAACGCGAGGCAGAGGAGCAAGCAGAGCGGGAACGGCUGCGCAAGCAGUGGUUCCGUGAACAAGAACUUAUCCGAAGUACCCUACUCAGUCUAAUAUUAUUACUUUUAAGAGAGAUAUGGGCAUUUCUCUUACAUGGUUAUGUCUAUAUUUUAGAUGAGCCUCUGGAAAUUACAUACAGCUAUUGGGAUGGAGCAGGUCAUAGGAGAGUAAUCCAGGCAAGUUGUUUCUGUCUGCUCUUCAUCUAUCAAUGCUGAUUUAUGUAUUUUUAUUUAGUUAUGAUGAGCUUAAUUUCUCUGGGAAUCAAUCAUCUUUGUCAGGUACGUAAAGGUGACACCAUAGGAGAGUUUCUGCGAGCUGUUCAGCAGCAGCUCGCACCAGAGUUCAGGGAGAUUCGAACAACCUCCGUGGAAAAUUUGUUGUAUGUGAAAGAAGAUCUGAUCAUUCCUCAUGUAUGUUCUUUCUUCGUUUUAUCCUUUUUUUCCUACUUCCCGGCAUUUAAUUCUCCAGAUUUGGCUGAUAGUUGUGUUUCAUUUCUUCAGCAACACAGUUUCUAUGAACUGAUUGUCAACAAAGCAAGGGGAAAAAGUGGACCAGUAAGUUUUCAUUCUAGUGUUUACGUAGACUGCUGGAAGUAGUGUUGUAAUGCCCAUCUCCACUGUCUUUUCUGAGGAUAAAUAGAGAGACUUGGUUUCGUUUAGAGAAGGGUUUGGAGACUCUUUUAUGUUCCGAGAAUUCUGUGUUGUCUCGAUGAGAUAAAGGCAUGUGAUUUUCCUUUUCCCAGGUUCUGUUUCUCUCGAAGUACUGCAUUUACGCCAUCUUUUACUUGAUCUGUUGACAGCUAUCUGAAGUUGUUGGAUUUUUGGUGAAUGGCUAUCAGAUAAGAUGUAAUAGCUUUUUUCGAAUGAACAGAAACAUCUGAAUUUAUUUAGAACUGAUCAGCAUUAAUAGAAAUGCAUACUGAAAAUAUAUCAGUUUUGAUUAUUGCUACCCAAUGCCAAAGUAGACUCCAUAAGCUUAUAUAAUUCUCUUCCUUACCACAGCCUUAUCUCUCUCAUUAUUAGUCAAAAGGCAUCCUCUCUAGAAUGGAAGAAUGUUAUUGGGAUACCUCCGUGUUGCUGCAGCUUCUUUUCUCUCACCAUUCAUUCAUUUGGGCUUCCGGGCAUUCUUCAUUGUUCUUUAAUGUUGAGUGUUGAUACGGCUUCGAUCUCUCAGAGCUCAUGAAUCUGUAGGAAAGAUGUCAGCUAAUUUACGGCCAUGUAUACCAGCUUCCCAUAACGUUCUGGACAAUAGCCAGUGUAGCCUGAUAAUGGUGUGGCCUCACCUCAUGGUAGGAAUAAUAGCAACAUGUCCACAUGCCCAGAGUAAAGAGGGUCACCCUGUCACAUUUGAGUAGGACGCUUGGCCUGUAUAAGUAGUGAUUAUGGGGAUCACAAUUGGUUGUGGUGUAUCACUUGCAUCUUGAGUACUCUCAAGGUAGCCUUUUUUCCCUUGUGCUCGGUGCUACAAGAUCACAUAUCAUAGAAGAAAUUGUCAAUAUUUGAACUUCAUUGGAAAUACACAUCUGCCGUCUUCUUUGUUUUUCUCGUUCAUUGCUAAUUUUAAUAUGCUCAUCCAUUCACCAGAACAGUAAUAAUCAGAAGUGCGAUAUCGGUCUCUCUACUUAUAGUCUCUCUUCAUUUUUUGUUAAAAUGUUUACUGCACACUUGGCCACUUCUCUAACUUUCUUUUGCAAUAGAGUACCCGUACAUCAUUGAACUUGAUGCAUGCUUAAGGUUCUCAAAAAUAAGACAUGAAGAGAGAGAGAGAGAGAGAGAGAGAGAGAGAGAGAGAGAGAGAGAGAGAGAGAGAGAGAGAGAGAGAGAGAGAGAGGAUUUAUCUUCUCCAUGUUUCAUAUUUAUGGUAAUGGUAUUGUCUUGCUUUGGAAGCUGAGUGGGAUUUUUCAUGUAUGCAUUCUAUGAUUUAGUCUUAUCUCCUGGAUCCUAUCCCUUAAGUGGAAUAUGGGUAAAAAUGGUUGACUUAGGUUUAUAAAACCAUUGUGUUUCUGACGUUAAAUCAUAUCGCAGCUUUUCCACUUUGAUGUUCACGAGGAUGUGCGGACAACAGCUGAUGCUACAAUAGAGAAGGACGAGGUUAGCCUUUCCUAAUCACUACUUUUGGCAACAUUCUGGAUAGUGUAUCAUGCCCAUUUUUAUUUUUUAUUUUUAGUGUUCUGCUUGGGUAUAUCUUAUUACGUCGAAUUAUCUUAAUGAGCCCACGUUUUGGUGAAAUGUUUUUGGAGUUUAUGCUGUUCGGCUGACAUAGGCUUUUGCUGUUAGACAUGUUGAUCAAUAUCACUGAUAUAAAAGAGCCACAGAAAUCCGGCAUCAGGAAAUUGAAAGAAAGAAUACUACGGAACCAAAAAAAUCUUUUCAGAAGACGUGUAACUGCGAGCAAGUGACGAAGUGAGCUAAGAACAGGGAGGUAGGAAGUGCUAAAGAGCGAGGAUUGCGAUUUCAUCGCACUUGAAACAUAUUUAGGAGGUGAUUGAUAGUGAAAGAAGAAAUGGAAAGAGGGAAUGGCAAAAACAGAUGAAAAUAACGCAUCACAGUUGGAAUAUGGAAAGAUAAAUAGCCCAAUAAAGUGUGGUGCUGAAUUACUGUUUUCUGUUUUUGACAAUUUUACUGCGCUGGUCACAUCUCUUCUUGAGCGUUCAAUCUCAAAGAAACUUUCCUCCUUUUAAUAAGGGCCCAGGUCUGCAUUUAUUGAAGAAACAGUUGUUAGUUAAGAACGCACAGAGGGUCUAGGCCUUUGACAACUAUAUUUUUUUUAAUCGCAAUGCUGUAACAUCUUUUGCCACCGAUUUUGAGAUGAACACUAUGCGGUUUAGCUCUCAUCCCGGGAAAAAAAAAUAUUUGGAUCAUUUAAAUUAUGAUGAGGUUCCAGACGUUAUGAAUACAGUCGAUAACAUUCCUUCGGCUAUGAUUGGAGAACAGAUAAACAGAUGCCUUGUACCUUAUUGAUUCAUCGAACACGGUAGAACAUACACAGUUGAUGCUUGUAUUCGUCCCGGAUUAAGCGUAGAUAACCAUCAGAUGCUACUCAUUUGCAGUCUCACGCCGGGAAGGUGGUGGAGAGGCACUGGUACGAGAAGAACAAGCACAUUUUCCCUGCCUCCAGAUGGGAGGUGCGUUCCUUCCCGCCCUCCUAUUUUCUGCCUGGAGUUCGCCGUGUUCCUACUCCGAGGGCGCCGGCCGGACCUCGUUAACCAUAUGCUUCAGACGUCACCUCUUCGGCACGCUGAUUUUCCCUCUCUUUGCCGCAGAUUUACGACCCGACCAGGAAAUGGGAGCGCUACACGAUUCACGGGGACUGA
Messenger RNA from Spirodela intermedia, 5458 nucleotides. NCBI's taxonomy places the organism in Eukaryota, Viridiplantae, Streptophyta, Magnoliopsida, Alismatales, Araceae. The record is from the annotation of a GenBank genome assembly.